AUGGAAGAAGAUAAAUUUAUAGCUACUCUAGCUCUUAAAAAAUCUGCUAUCCAUUGCGCAAGACACCCAGGAAGAGAUGUCUACGGAGCUCUUGUUGGUGAUAGCAAAGUUAAUGAUGCAAUUCCUUUAUUCCAUACCAGACCUACGACUGCUGCUACAGAAGUCGCUCUUUUAAUGCUCAGUCAAUUUAAUAUCAUUGGCUUCUAUGAAAGCCGAAUCAGAGGAGCUAAUGAAGAAUUAGAGCCAAGCAGAUAUAUUACACAGCUUUGCCAAGCCCUCAAGAAUAAAGGGGCAGCUUCUGUUUUUGUGCUUUGCAUUGAAAGCGAUUGGAAUGAAUCAAAUAUUAUGGCAUUGUUUAGACUUGAUAAUAAAGGGACAAAUUUUACAAAACAGACAUUUGACGCGAGUUUUAACAAAAUGAGCUUAACAGAUUUCUUAAUUGGUCAUGAAAACAUUGUUGAUAUCGAUGAUCACUUGGCGAAUCCACGAUUAGACUGGAGAAAUCAAAAUAUUCAAUAA
This is a messenger RNA of Blepharisma stoltei, 519 nucleotides long. Lineage: Eukaryota; Ciliophora; Heterotrichea; Heterotrichida; Blepharismidae. The record is from the annotation of a GenBank genome assembly.